AUGGCUUUGUGGCUCAUUCUUCUCCUCUCUCUUUGUCUCGUUACAACCCUAAAAUUCUUAAUCGAUCAAUUCUCUCACAACAAAACCAAGAAAACCAAACCAACCAAUCUUCCCACUCUCCCACCAGGCCCUCCUAAAGUCCCUAUAUUCGGCCACGCUCUUUUACUCAGCAAAUACUUCUCAGCAGGUAUUGGUACCUUCUUCCAUGAACUUCGCCACAAAUAUGGUGGCAUUAUUACUCUUCAUAUUUUCUCUACCCCUUCCAUUUUCAUUUCAAAUCACUCUUUAGCUCAUCAAGCCCUAAUCCAAAAUGGUGCAGCCCUAGCUCACCGCCCUGGUCCUGUCACUCCUAGCCGUGUCCUCAACAACAACAACCAAGACCUUGGCUCCUCCUCCGACGCUCGUUGGCGGCUCUUUCGUAAGAAUCUCACAUCAGAAAUCCUCACCUCUUCUCGCUAUAAAUCCUUCAAUGCUGCUCGUAAAUGGGCAUUGGAAAUAAUAACCGAAGGGCUCAACAACCAAAUUAGGUCAGGCGAGUUCGUGCCUGUAAUGGAACAUAUUCGAUAUGCCAUGUUCUGUUUACUUCUUUUCAUGUGUUUUGGUGAGAAACUUGAUGAGAAGACGAUCAGAGAUAUUGAAGAUGUAGAGAGAGCUGUAAUUGCCAAUUUCGUCAAAUUCAAUGUCUUCAACUUAUUCCCUAAAGUUGGGAAAUUCGUUUUUAGAAAAACUUGGAUUCAACUACUUGAGAUACGUAGCAAGCAAGAAUCUGUUUUACUUCCUCCUAUAAAAUCUCGUCGAGAUCGAAGGGAGAAGAUUAAACAAGAGAAUCCAAAUGGAUACGUUGCUUCAUAUGUUGAUUCAUUGUUUGAUCUUGAAAUCACAGUUGAAGGUGGACGAAAGCUCGCCAAUGAAGAAAUAGUGACUCUUGUCUCCGAGUUUCUAGACGCUGGCACUGACACAGUAGCUACUGUGCUGGAAUGGGUCAUGGCUCACCUGACGAAGGAUCAGAAGAUUCAAGAAAAGCUUUAUAAUGAAAUCAAAAGAGUUGUGAACAGUUCUGGAUCGAAAGAAGUUAGAGAAGAGGAUUUGUCAGAAAUGAAAUAUUUGAAGGCGGUAGUGUUGGAAGGGUUGAGGUUACACCCACCUGGUCACUUUGUUUUGCCACAUUUGAUUAGGGAAGAUAUUGUAUUGGAUGGUCAUCUAAUCCCUAAGAAUGCUUUGAUGAAUUUCAUGGUGGCUGAAAUGGGUCGGGACCCGAAUGUUUGGAAGGAUCCGUUGGAUUUUAAACCCGAAAGGUUUAUGGUUGGGAAUGAAGGUGAAGGGGAAGUUGUUGAUAUAACUGGGAGUAGGGAGAUUAAGAUGAUGCCGUUUAGUGCAGGGAGGAGGAUUUGCCCUGGGAUUGGAUUAGGUACACUGCAUCUUGAGUAUUUUGUAGCGAGUUUGAUCUGGAGUUACAAAUGGACGGAUAUAAAUGGAGGUGAUGAUAUUGACUUGACAGAGAAGGACGAGUCCACCACUGUGAUGAAGAACUCCUUGAGGGCCCGCGUUUCUCCAAGGUAA
Messenger RNA from Telopea speciosissima, 1560 nucleotides. Its product is annotated as cytochrome P450 89A2-like. The record is from RefSeq and is a predicted model, not a curated record. The transcript has a single exon. NCBI's taxonomy places the organism in Eukaryota, Viridiplantae, Streptophyta, Magnoliopsida, Proteales, Proteaceae. Gene Ontology annotation, cellular component: membrane. Bases 1 to 1560 code for a protein of 519 amino acids. Gene Ontology annotation, molecular function: heme binding; oxidoreductase activity, acting on paired donors, with incorporation or reduction of molecular oxygen, NAD(P)H as one donor, and incorporation of one atom of oxygen; iron ion binding.